AUGGAAGGAAAUAAUGCACCGGUUCAAACGUUGAAAGAGCAAAAUGACAAUGUCUCACGUAGCCCCUCGAAGGAAGAUGCUGAAAAUAACGGAGGUCAUACGGUAGGUAUUCUUAACAAAAGCACUUAA
Cooperia oncophora is the source of this 129-nucleotide messenger RNA. Lineage: Eukaryota; Metazoa; Nematoda; Chromadorea; Rhabditida; Trichostrongylidae. The record is from the annotation of a GenBank genome assembly.